AUGAGUAAUAACCAAGAUUGGCAAUCAUUUGCUAGGGACAUCCAAAACCGUGCGCGUAAGAUGCAAACAAGAACCGGUGGUGCUGGUGGUCCAAAAGGUGGUCCAGGUGGUAUAUUUGCCGGAUUUGGUGGUUUAUUAUUAUUAGGUGGUGCUGGUAUCCUAUUAAACAAUUCAUUAUUCAAUGUUGAUGGUGGUCAUAGAGCUAUUAUUUAUUCACGUUUAGGAGGUGUUCAACAACAAAUUUAUGCUGAAGGUACACAUUUUGCUAUACCAUGGUUUCAAACUCCAUAUAUUUAUGAUGUUAGAGCUAAACCAAGAAAUGUUGCUUCAUUAACUGGUACCAAGGAUUUACAAAUGGUUAAUAUUACAUGUAGAGUCUUAUCAAGACCUGAAGUAUCUGCAUUACCAAAUAUUUAUAGAACUUUAGGUACAGAUUAUGAUGAAAGAGUAUUACCAUCAAUUGUUAAUGAAGUUUUAAAAUCUGUUGUUGCUCAAUUUAAUGCAUCACAAUUGAUUACUCAAAGAGAAAAAGUUUCAAGAUUAAUUAGAGAAAAUUUAGUUCGUAGAGCUUCAAAAUUUAAUAUUUUAUUAGAUGAUGUUUCAAUCACUUAUAUGACAUUUUCACCAGAAUUUACAAAUGCAGUUGAAGCUAAACAAAUUGCACAACAAGAAGCUCAAAGAGCCGCAUUUGUUGUUGAUAAGGCAAGACAAGAAAAACAAGGGUUAAUUGUUAAAGCUCAAGGUGAAGCUAGAUCUGCUGAAUUGAUUGGUGAUGCAAUUAAGAAAUCUAAAGAUUAUGUUGAAUUAAAGAGAUUAGAUACUGCAAGAGAAAUUGCCACAAUCUUAUCUAAUUCACCAAACAGAAUUAUUUUGGAUAAUGAAGCAUUAUUAUUAAAUACCGCUUCUGAUUCACGUUUAAAAUAG
Molecule: messenger RNA, 924 nt
Organism: Hansenula ciferrii
Lineage: Eukaryota; Fungi; Ascomycota; Saccharomycetes; Phaffomycetales; Wickerhamomycetaceae
Gene: PHB2
Product: prohibitin subunit PHB2
Exons: 1
Coding region: 1-924 (307 amino acids)
Biological process (GO): mitochondrion organization
Cellular component (GO): mitochondrion; membrane
Source: RefSeq, a predicted model, not a curated record